AUGGCUCCCAAAAAGCCAGAGCCCAAGAAGGAUGACGCCAAGGCAGGCGCCAAGGCAGCUCCAGCUCCCGCACCUGCACCCGCACCUGUACCAGAGCCCCCCAAGGAACCUGAGUUCGAUGCCUCCAAGGUCAAGAUCGAGUUUACGCCGGAGCAGAUUGAAGAGUUCAAGGAAGCCUUCAUGCUGUACGACCGCACACCCAAGUGUGAGAUGAAGAUCACGUAUGGGCAGUGUGGGGAUGUCCUGCGGGCGCUGGGCCAGAACCCUACACAGGCCGAGGUGCUCCGAGUCCUAGGGAAGCCGAAGCAGGAAGAGCUUAACUCCAAGAUGAUGGACUUUGACACGUUCCUGCCCAUGCUCCAGCACAUCUCCAAGAACAAGGACACGGGCACCUUCGAGGACUUUGUGGAGGGGUUGCGGGUCUUCGACAAGGAGGGCAAUGGCACGGUCAUGGGCGCCGAGCUCCGCCACGUGCUGGCCACGCUGGGUGAGAGGCUGACAGAAGAUGAGGUGGAGAAGUUGAUGGCUGGGCAAGAGGACUCCAAUGGCUGCGUCAACUACAAAGCAUUUGUCACGCACAUCAUGUCCAGCUGAACCUCUUGCCCCAGUAGGCUUGCUUGGAAGCCACUUAAAGGUGCUUAGGAUGCCAGCCCUAGCUCCCAAGCUAACUCGGAGAGACAGUGAGCACCCUGUCCCAAGGGAUGUGCAAGCAGAGGGGAACCAGUUCCAGUCAGGAAGGCUGCAGAGGGAUUCUUGCUCUGCUGGAGACUGGAAGCACUUGGGUGUCCUCAGGCUCCAGGGCCCAACGUGUGACAAUAUCCAAGACAGUUUUCAUGGGAGAAGAAUAAGGCCCAUGUUGCGUGUUUUCCAUGAAGCUCAAUUUAUGCGUCUUCAAGGCCUGGCUGUUUUUAUUCAGGGACUGCCUUACUUCAUUUUUAUUUUUUUUGCCUUAAGAAUAUUAUUUUGUUCCUAAAACAAUGGUGAUGAUAGCUGGUGCAGUUGUUUUCCUUGUCUUUACUUGGCAAAAUAAGACCUUACAAGUCCAUUUUUAAGUUCUGAGGCAAUCACACAGUUUGUUGCAGUGAAAAUCUCCCCAAGUCCCUGGAUAGAGACCCUUGAAUGGGGCAGGUCCUUUCCAGGCUCAAGCCUCGUAUGAAUCAGGUGCCGACUGUGCUCCACCAUGAUGACUAACAGAGGCCUGGCCCUACCAGUUGGGAUGGAGCGGUGAGUGGAGACGUGGCAGGGGCAGUGCAGAUGAGCUUGGGGGUGGGGCACAUGAGCGAAGAUGCCUCAGCUCCCUUCGUUGGGGUGUCUGGGACCCUGAGAUUCCAGGUGUCCCCAGAUCGCCGGAUGCCCAUACCUGUGUGCACCUCUGGUGGGAAGCCAGUGGCAGUGACCUUUCACUCCUUGCUGCAGCACAUGGUGUGGGACGGUGGCUGCUGGGCAAGGAAGGCAAACACUGAAUGGCUUCUAGCUUUUGUGAAGAGAAACCGUGCUCAGGGCUGAGGGAUAAGAAGGGAAGCUGGGCACAUCCCAGGAGUACCAGGGGCUUCCUCUGCACGGCCUGGGCUGGGGGCCCCCAGGAGGGUAACACACCCAGAUCCCACAGCUCUAGGUGGAGACAGCUCGGGCCAGCUAGUAGCAAGCUGCUCUCCCUCUCAGGGGCUCGGGUGCUGUGUAGUCCGUCCCCCAGAGUGUGCCUUCCUUGCAGUAAGGGGGUCCCUGGGGUUGGUCUGGAGAGUAGAGCUGGAGGUGUGGGCAGGCCCUGGGCCCCCAGGCUUGCUGUGGCUCCAGGGCCACAUCACGGAGUGAUUCCUACCCUCCUGGGCACCUAAGGAUCCAUCCGUCAAGCCCCAUACUCAGGGUGGACAGGCCUGGCUAUAGGGUCAGCAGGGGCAAAAUGGUUACAGAGUGCCAAGAAUGACCUUGAGAUUCAUUUCCCAGCACGCCCAGGUUGCCUGCCCUGCCUGGGCUCCUGCCUCAGUUUCCUCUGUGGUCAGAGUCCCUCUCCUAGGUGGAGGCCCUGAACCCUGCAGGCUGCCUUCCUCUCCUAACUCUAGUAGGGCCCAUUUAACUCAUCAGUUCACAGUGAUCACACAUCUAUUGUGCUCCCAGCACUUCCCCAGGUGCCAGGAGCUUGUAGUGAACUCACGAAGAAAACGCUUUGGCCGGGUCCUGCUCUGGCCCUGGCCCAGUUCCCAGGUCUCCUGUCCUUGUGUUGUGCCUGUGACUUCAGACCUGAGUGAACAGGGAGGUGCACCUAAUUCCGUUCAUCUGGAGUGGGUACUGUGCCUGCCAGCCCGACUCUGACCUCAAAGUUGGGCAGGAAGGGGCCUCAGAUACCUGGGCCAACGUCUCUCCCAGGGUAAGACUGAUGAGCUGCUGCUUGCUUGAACACCCCCAGAAACAGGGAGCUCACCCCCUGUUGAGGCAGCUUGGCCAGGCAGGCGGCUCUCUGACGUAGGGCCAAAAUCUCUCCAGGCGUCUCUAGUCCUCAGAAACUGGGUCCUUAGAACUGUUUUUCCCCCGACCUGAACCCUCUGUGAUCCACUAGGCUGACCCCAGCCCUGCUAUUUUCUAGGUUGAUCCCUUGUUCCAGGAUGGGCCUUGCCCUCUGUAAGGCUGCUGAGCCAGUGGGGGCUCAGGGGUGUUUAGGGUUUUUUUUUAAUAGAAAUCUUUUUUUUUUUUUAAAGCACCCCAGUGUUUUCUUUCU
Messenger RNA from Aethalodelphis obliquidens (Pacific white-sided dolphin), 2713 nucleotides. It is a transcript of the gene MYL3, whose product is annotated as myosin light chain 3. The record is from RefSeq and is a predicted model, not a curated record. Gene Ontology annotation, cellular component: myosin II complex. The transcript is spliced from 7 exons. Gene Ontology annotation, molecular function: calcium ion binding. The coding region runs from base 1 to 594 and encodes 197 amino acids. Lineage: Eukaryota; Metazoa; Chordata; Mammalia; Artiodactyla; Delphinidae.